ACUCCGAAAGCUGGAAAGAAAGAAACUUAACCGAGGGAAAUCUAGCCUUUCGGCUUGUUCAAAACCAGAUGAAUUCUCUUUGAGAGAAAGCAUGCACGUUUGCCGACAGGAAAAGGGCAAUUUAAAAAGUUCUGGAAUGAAGGAAACGGUAUUUUAAAAAGCAACAGAAGGGAGGGGGGGACCUACAUGGAAAUCUGUGAUGCUUUUCAGCUGUACAAAGACACCUCAUAAUUUUUAACCUUUUGCUUUCACGAAUGCAGUUGUUCAGCUGGAGUUUUGUGGGAUAAACUUUCUUCCAGACGGUCGGGGACUGCUUCCUGAAGGGCUGUUUGUCAUAGUCCGCUUUGCUCCGGAGACCUCGAACUUCUCGCCGGCUGAUGCCAUGGGAAAGCUCAAGCCCAGAAGUGAUGGAGAACACUUGUGUUUUUUCCCCACGGGCAAGUCACAUUUCCCCCUUCAUUUCACGCUGACGAACAGUAGCCACAGCGAUUCUUCCUACAAUGUGGAAACGGGACAACAUUAGAAACCCAGGGUGGCCAUGGCUUGCCGGCAGAUUCUGCCUGGCCGGAGGUGGUGUCGACUUCGCCCGUUCCUGGUGGUGCUGGUGCUGGCUGCUUGUCUUUUCUACCAGACCCUGACACCCUUAAGGACGAGGAGAUACAUUUCACCAGCUGGCAAUGGAGUUCUACCAGACAAAGUGGUUUCGGAGUUGGUACAGCAUAGGAGGUACAAGGAGAUCUCCGCAAGCCAAGCCCGCUGCUUCCUUCCUUCAAGCAAUCUACAAGUACGGAAGGAGAUGGAGGACUCCAUUUUUAAAUUCUUUGGAAGUCAGACAAGGGCAGUAAUACUGUACAUCCCGUCUUCCGGCAGUGAACAAGACCUCCUGUUAUACCGGCACAUCCUUGCACAGCACCAUUAUAGAGUUACAGUCCUUGAAGACAGGAAACUGAGUGGACAUGAAAUCCCCAAUCCAGAUGAAUUAAGCUCUUGGGAUCUUUUGAUUUGCCUAUCUUCCAGCAAAGCCGACCACGAAAAUUGCUUAAAUAGAGUGGAAUCGCAUGGAGCAACAUUACAGCAGAAGGCAAAUGCCGUUCCCCAAAUACAGCGCCUGCUUUGCAGGAAAGAAGGGUUAUGCCAGAUAGUCAGAACAUUUCCAGAUGUACAUCUUCCAGUUGCCCUUUCUGCCUGCCCCGAAUCAAACAUUGCACCUCUUCAUACCGUGAAGUCCCAAGACGAUAACAAAAGGACAAGUUUUACACAAAUGUUGCGUCGGCCGAUCGAGAAUGCUCAGCGGCAUCCAUCCUCCACUAAAGGCACCUUUAAAAUUCAAGACAUUUCAGUCAUUAUCAAAGUGUAUGUGCUGGUGACAUCUUUAACACCUCUGCGGGCAUUCAUUCAUUCAACUGCUGUCGUCUGGUAUCCGCCCAAGAAGAAGCACUUUUCAGUCAAGCUGCAAGCCUUUUUCGAAACCUUCUUGAAGGGCAGUUCCCCGCAGCAGGCGCUGGAGGACAUGAAAGAAGCAAUAACCAAACUCUUAUUGAUAACUGAGGUUUUUAGUGAAGCCCCUUCUUCCGGACCAAAGGCCUCCAGCCAGUGCAGUUCCUGCUUUCAGAUGCUAACCUUUGACGUUGGGCUCAGCAAUAUGGAUCCGGUUAUUCUUGAGGUACAUGAACACUUUGAUUUUCAAGCUGAGGGAGAGUCGGAUUUUCAGGACCAAACUGUUAAAGAAACCCUUCUUGGAGAUACUUUCAGAAUUCUCUUAUCAAAUCAGUCAUCUUCCUCUACUUUCUUUGAGGCUUUGCAGAACGUUUACCGAUCAGCAGGGAUUAAGGAAGAGCAUCUCCCAAUGGAAUUUGACCAUUGUCUAACUUUAGAAGAACUAAACCCACUGAUCAAUUUUGUAAAAGAGCUGCAGAAUCUAGGACAAUAUGAAGUGCUGUUCCCCUCCACUGUUCCCAAGACCCAUUUUUUGAUGCAUGACCUUUAUCGCAUGGUGAAUCCGGGGGGAAAACUUGGCUCGAUCCUGACUGUGCAUUGGCUCCUUUCAAAUUUACUUGAACAGUUGCACAUCAUUAACAAAGUACCAGGUGCAAACCUUCCAAAGGGGCAAAACAAGGAUUCCAGAAACGUGUCUUGGAUGAAAACGAAACGGUCAAGCCUUAGGACUGGAUACUCAGAGAAGGGUGGCAUGAAAACAAGAUAUUCUACAAUUAGAGAAAAACAUGAAGGUUUGCGUUUUUUAAAUCUGGCUGAAGAAAUACACUGCAUUCAUGAUAAAGAUUCCCUGCCUCAUAUCAAGCAGAUCUUCACCAAUCCACAUUUGGAUUUGAAUCCUAAUUUUGACCCCAAAAUCAAGGAAUACUACUCUGAAGUCCCAUUUGAUGUGGUGACAAUAAAGAUUAGAGCAGAACCUGCAAACUGUCGCUGUGAAGCCCACCUGGAUGAGAAGAACGGACCAAGUGUUGCAAAUUACCCUCUUGGACUAGGAAUAAACAGAAUAAAUAUCCUGGUAACAGAUAGAUCUCAAUCGCUCCACGAGAUUGUGAGCAUGUACAAAAUCAUCAUUUACCGAGAAGACCGCCCAAGCUUGCCAUUGUUUGACGACUUUAUGGUGUGUGGCUUUGUGCAGGAUUGUGGCACGCUCAUUCAUCCUGAAGAACCCUGUGGCUUGCAACCUCUCUCUGCUGACUACCUCUCAGCCAUUUCAGAGGCGCAGUUGAAAACAUGUGAAACGGGAGACACAAAAGGACAAUGGAUUGUGCCCUGCCUGAGUUGUUCCGACAACAGAACCUGUGAUUGGAGGCAGAUAACAUGGCAGCCACACAACUGUCAAUAUCCCAAUGUGAACAAACCAGAGCUCCAACAAUGUGUAAAAAACAAAAAGGUUCUUUUCAUUGGCGAUUCCACCAACAGAGGGAUGAUGUAUUACUUAAUAGAGAGAGUGAACGAGACCCUCCAAGAAUGGCAAAAGGCUCAUGACAUGAAGUUCUAUCAUAACGUGAACAACGGGGACACUUUUAUCAGCUACUCCUAUUACCCCCAGUUUUGGAUUGACGUAAAGCAAAGACCAGCCUUCACAGAAGCUCUCGAGCAGCUGCUACUCAGAUCACAGCCACUAGAGAACACAGACCAGACUAUAUUAGUUGUUGGUGGUGUCCAAUGGCUCAAUUUCAACCACUUACAUAUUAUUCAGAAAGUACUGAAACAAGCGAAUCUGUCAAAUAUCCUGGUAGUGAUAAAAUCCCUGGGAAUGGGCUUUCACCUGCCAGUGGAUGGAGUGCAUUCCUUGUCACCUGCCGAAGUGCGAGAUCUGUGGAAGGAAAAUCAAGCUAUUUUGAACACUGCAAAGCAAUAUGGCUACGAAGUGGUCGAUACUUUUAUUAUUACCAUGGGGCGAUACAAGGAGUUUUUGCAAGGGAAGUGCGGGUGCCAUUUUCAUGAGGUGGUGAAAUCUAAAGCUUCUGAAGGGAGCUCUCCCAUGGCAAGAAUGUUAUCCGGGCCCUAUGCUCUGGGCAAAUUUUUCAACAGCCAAAGCAACCUGAUGAAACGGCAAGCCUAUGCCUCAAAUUCUCAGUCCCCUUAUCAUGUACGAGGUCCAAUAAACCAGGUGUAUUCAGAAAUCCUCCUCAGCCGCGUCUGUGCAAAUGACAGGAAGGUUCUUGGAACGUAACUUUGCUGGGCUGAAGUGCUUACUCCCAGCCUCCUCUCUUCCCCAUGUGGCGAUACACAGAUUUGGUUUUAUAUAUAUAUAUAUAUUUACACACUUAUCUGAGUGGCUGAACAUACCAGCCUAACUCAAGACAUGUGGCACUUUCGGCAAAGCCUUAUGAAAUCAAGAUGUGUCCACAUGUAUCUGCGGUUUCAGAACGGGAGACAGAGAAGCGCGAGAAAUGGCGGCGAGGGCAAAGGGAGGGGGAGGCAUUACUUGAAACACUGCCAAAUGUUUAAACAGUUGUAAGCUAAGUAAAUGUAAUGUGAUAUAGGAUGUGAUAUAUUUUGCCCGAGUAUAGGUACGGAUUAGAAUGCUAUAUCGCCGGCGAAACGAAUCUCAUUCCAUUUUGAAGAGUUUUAAUGGCACGGCAAAAUAGUCGUGCAAGAAUAUGCACUUAAGAGCAGACAUCACAUCUUUACCUAUAGAACCAGAUUUCCAUUUCUAGCAUUUGCACUUAGGUAAUUGUCAGAGGGCCUGAUGUGGCUACUCUAGAGUAACGACUCCAGCAUAGUCUUUUUAGGCUUUUAUUAAGUGCUGAUUAUUUACAGUGGUCAGAACGAUCUACAUACAUGCUUAAGGUGAGGUGUCAGAACCUCCGAAUGGCGAUUGGCGCGUUUUCUUCCAGCACAAAAGCUUUGGGAGACCCAACCUCUUCCCCCUACGUUUGCGUCGCAAUUCGGGAGUUGGGGGGAUUGGCCUUCCCCCCCCCGUGCGCCCAACUUCCUGUCCCACCUGGGGCAUGGGCUCCGCAACCUUGCCUGAGCCUCGGACACCACUUCCUGACUCUCCGCUGGAGGCAGAGCUCUCCUUACUCUCUCCAGCGCUUGGGGAUGGGCUGGAACUUAAGAUGGGAGGGACUUCCCUGUAUCCCUUGUCCCUCACAGUAAUGAUGGCAAACAGGUCCUGUAGUCCUAAGGGCCAACGCAGACACGACAUGGGAGUGCCAUGGCGGGAGAUCGUGGAAUCAUUUUCUUGUCCAAAUUACCCUGUAGGCAGGUUGCUUUAGAUCUGAGCUACAAGUUAACUUAACCUCCCUAUUGCAGCACUAAUUAAAAUCGCACACAUGUCCCACAGCUGUUUUUUGAACAAGAAAAUGACCUUGGGCGCUCCAAUCACAUCACGUCUCGUUUGGCCCUAAAUAUGUUGUUUCAUACCUCUCGGUCCUCCUUAAUUUAUGAACUAUUCUUGGGUGUGAGACGAGAACUUCUCCAAACACCUGCAAGUGUGCAGCCAUGGAGAAUCCACUCAUUUUAUUGGAGCUUUACAACAUUUUUUUUUAAGGUAGCAGAGACUUGGCACGUUUUGGAUUGUGCAAUAGCUAACACAAGGUGUGACCAGAAAGUUUGGUGAAUGGUCAUAGAAAUCGGACAGCGAGAAAUAUUCUAACAUACAAUUGGCCUCAGAAACCCACGAAAUGCUCACAAUUGUGUACGGAGAUGAAGCUGUAACUCGAAAGACAGUGUAUGAUGGAAACAAAAAAUAAUUUAAAAAAUCCUUCCAGUAGCACCUUAGAGACCAACUAAGUUUGUCAUAGGUAUGAGCUUUCACGUGCAUGCACACUUCUUCAGAUACACUGAAACAGGACCAACACGGCUACCUACCUGUAACUAGUGUAUGAUGGUUUAAGCCAGGCAUCCCCAAACUUCGGCCCUCCAGAUGUUUUGGACUACAAUUCCCAUCUUCCCCGACCACUGGUCCUGUUAGCUAGGGAUCAUGGAAGUUGUAGGCCAAAACAUCUGGAGGGCCGCAGUUUGGGGAUUCCUGGUAGUAGCGUUUCCGUGAAGGGCGGCAAAUCAUUGAAGAUUAUCCUCCGUCUGGCAGACCAUCGAUGAGCAGAACGGCAGCAAAUGUCAGCUGCAUUUGUGAGUUAUUGAUGCGGGAUUGGCGAAUGAUGGUGGAAGAAUUGCAUAUUCCGUGUGAAAUCAUUACUGAGGUUACUGAGUUGUCCCACCCUCCACAUUCUCUCGAUCUGGCCCCACCAGAUUUCUUUCUUUUUCCAAAACUGAAAUCUGCACUGAAAGGGCACAGAUUUUCCCAACAUUUCACACGUCCAAGCUGCUGUGACGAGGGAACUGAAAGCACUACGAAAAUAGGACUUUUCCAGAAGUUUCCAACAGUUCUACGAACAUUGUCAAUGGUGCAUUGUAUCAGAGGGGGCCUACUUUGAAGGCCUGUAAGGCAUGUAUGUUCAAAUAUUUCUCGCUGUCCGAUUUCUGUGACCAUUCACCAAACUUUCCGGUCACACCUUGUAGCAAAGAUUUACCAAAGCCAUCUAGUGAGUUAGUGCCUGAUACCAUAUUUGGAGAGAGGACUUUCUAGCUCACAGUCUGAGCCACCACAAUACAUCAACUAUCUGUUUUGCUUAUUACUGCGACUUCCUGUGCUAUGUCGGAAGUUGCUCCCAAAGGUCAGAAGCAACAUGGCGGAUGCUUCCGGCACCCAAAAAUUACAGGCAGAGCUUGUUGAACGGAUCUUUGGAUCCCUGCUAUGAGUCAGUAACUCCAUAGAUUGCAUGUGCAAUUUCUCAUAGAAUUCUGGAAAACCCCAACUGGUAGGCUCCCCUCAUUCUGCCAAGUGUGUACCACCAACAAUCACACCUAUAAAAUGAAGGGACAAUUUCCACAUUUCCCAGUGGAUGACCUCAAAAUUUGCACAUAUAAUGAGCCCUGCCCUUAUUUGCAUUCUGUUUGCGAGCUUGGCAUUUCCCUCUCAAUGUAGGCUUUAAAGAAAUAAAUACAUAUUUGUCGCAGAAAUAAUUCAUACAUCGACUCCAGCAUGAAAGAUGCUGCAGUGGGGCCAAAGGUAUGUUUGUGGUGGGAAAGCAGGCCUGUUUUAUUGUACAGUCUUAAAAAUCACUACCUUUUCUUUUAUCUUUAGAUUUCUGAAUAUUAAUUCUGGUUGCAUUCUUUAUUUUUCUUUUCUACAUGAUGUGGUUUCUUGUGACUGGGUUUUCUUGCAAUGGAAGCAAAAACUUAGAGAGGGUUGCUUGUACAAAGAUGUUUAUAUUCAUAGUAAUAUUAAAGUGGGACUCCGGUUCCUUUUUUUAUUAUUAAGGAUGAAUUUUGGUCAUGUUAUAGUUCAUGCUGGCAAAUGUGCAAUGCAGUUUCUGCAUCAUCACCAUUGUAUGGUUUUCCUAUGCUGUAGUACAUUGUGUUUAAUUUUACUCAGAUGCUGCUCUUUCAAAAGCGACCCAGGCUAUAUUUUUAUACGUAUAUUUUUAUAUGAAGUUAUCACUAUAGCAUGAAAGCCCACUGACAUUUAAUGUAAUAAUUAGUGUGGACCAGGUAUUUUCAUAAGUAGAUGCUAGUCAAUGAUAAAAGUAAAUGUGUAGAAAAGGAGUCUGAUCAGUGUAUUAUGUGGUACAAGAUUUCCAUGAUAUGAUGUUUGUUUGUUUGUUUGUUUGUUUGAUGCACAUAUGAAGAGAUCAGGAGAAAGUACCCCUUUAUUGUGUGCUGUCUUUAUCACAACCAAUUAUAGAAUACAUUGGUGGUACUCAGUUUUUUAAUUUCAAAAUUUUCUCUAGCAUAACCUUCCUGAUACUUUGGACCCCAGCUUCCCUCAGUCCCAGCCAGCAUAACAAGUGAACUGAAAUGAUGAGUAGAUUGUCAUCCAAGACAUGUUGAAAGGCAGCAGGCUGGGGAAGACUGCUUAGCAUCAGGAUGUAGAAGUAUUUCAUUGGCAAUAAUGAAGUCAUGAAGUUGUGCCUUUAGUCACUAGUUCCCUGAAACUACUCAACUAACACAGGGUUGCCGGAUGUCCAAAAUUUCCCGGACAUAUAUGGGAUUCGGCCAUCGGAAACAGUGUCCGGGUGGAAAUUGCUGGAAUGUCGGAGAAAAUCCCCAUGUAUGGCAACCCAUGUCGGAAGUGUAGAUUUUAAUGAAUUCCCUUCAAAAUAACUUUACAACAUUAUUAUUAUUAUUUUAGAUUUUUUUGGGGGGGGAAAUGUGUCCGGAUUUUCACUUUUUGAAAUAUGGCAACCCUAACUAACACUUCUUCUUGGGUAGAUAACUUUUCCAAAUUAUGCCAUAGUGAAUUAGCACAAUUUGGUGUGACCAAGGAGUCAAUUUGCGCAUGUGUGAAGCAGUCGUUUCACCAAAACAGCUCACAGUUAUUUCAAUGACUUCAGGGACACUUUUUCCAUAGUCAGUGUGGAAGCAAAAAUCUGUGCAUAUGCACCUUCUGCCUGGUUAAUGGUAGCUGAUAUGAAUUUUGCAUACUUUUUGCCUGGUAGAAUCUGUGCCACUUUAGAUGGGAAUAGGGUCCUGCAAGCUUUCAAGGAAAGGCGAUCCCUUCCACUCCUCGAAAAAUCCUUGCCGAUUAGAAAGGGCUUUGUCAGUCUUAGGCCUGUGUCUAAUCUUCCAAACAACUUAAGGUAUUCACGGAUGAAAUAUCUGCUCUCAAUCCAUUUGUCCAACUUCUGACCUGGUUGUGACACAGAGACAGGUUUAGAAGCCUUGAACUGUGCUACCAGACUGAUUGGGAAAUAAUUAUAUUGGCCACAACGCAGUGCACAGCUUUGCCAUGGCAUGGGGUGGUGAUCUAGUUAUCAAUGGGUCCGACUGCUAGCCGAUGUUCACUUAUGAGGAAUUAGCUGGAAUGUCAUGCCCACUGUGGCAUGUGCCAAUACACCCCUCUAGGAACCUGGGGGUUAGCAACCUAAUGCCCCUCCCUGAGUUAGGGCUGCAGGCAUAGGUGACACCACAAGAUCCAUUAAGGGGAUUCCCUCUGAGGAAAGUGAGGCACCCAUUACCUGGUUAAUCCAGCUAUAGAUGUUGCCUUAUGCCUCUCCCACGGCUACCAAGUUGAGACAAUAAAUGUUAAUAAUCCCAACCCCUGCAUUGCUAUGAGGAAGACAAAAUCACAGGACCAAUUGUGCUAGUGACUAAAAUUUCUUCCCAACCCUGUUAAUCAUGGGCUGACCAUCGUCCAGAACCAUGCACUUUAUGGAAACCCGCCAAGUGGCAAAAUCUGGGGAGCAAGAAAAUGAGGGAGGGCAGAGAAGUUGCUGACCAAACUGUUGAAGACCUAUAGCAAGGGCUGUACGUAUAGUCCAGGAGAGGACCAGAGGAGAGAAGACUUCUCUCUGGUCAACUCUGUUGGCCCCAUCUCUGGUCCUAAAAGACCUACAUUGGCUCCCAGUACGUUUCCAAAGCACAAUUCAAAGUGUUAGUGCUGACCUUUAAAGCCCUUAACGGCCUCAGCCCAGUAUACCUGAAGGAGCGUCUCCACCCCCAUCGUUCUGCCCGGACACUAAGGUCCAGUGCCAAGGGCCUUCUGGCGGUUCUCUCACUCUGAGAAGUGAGGUUACAGGGAACCAGGCAGAGGGCCUUCUCAGUAGUGCUGCCCGCACUGUGGAACACCCUCCCAUCACAUGUCAAGGAAGUAAACAACUAUCUGAUUUUUAGAAGACAUUUGAAGACAGCCCUGUUAGGGAAGUUUUUAAUCUUUGAUGUUUUAUCAUAUUUUUAAUAUUGUGUUGGGAGCCGCCCAGAGUGGCUGGGGAAACCCAGGGUAUAAAUAAUAAAUUAUUCUUAUGAUUUCAGGAGGUCAAUCAGGGCUUUCAAUUGGUCAGCCAAGGCAGAUUGAUUUGAAUCCCCAUGUGGCAGGUUGGCAGCAUGAGAGACGCUUCACAGCCACAUCAUAACAUGCUAGGGAACCUGCUCCCUCCUGCAAAUUGGGAUCCCCAGGGAAGGCAGAGACCUGGGACUUGUAUUAGAUGGAGUUGAGUCAAUGUUCGCCGUUCUGCACCAUUUACCAGAGGUGUGCAAUCAGUAACAUUACCCAAAUGGGGAUGAAGGAAAAAUUACCCUUGAAACACGCUCCUACUUAACUCCAAAGGUUAGUGAUUAAUUGAGAGCAAGAGAAUGCUGUUCCAAGUGAAAUGAAACCAUUGAAUCCGGUGGGACAAAGCUUAGCCAAAUCCCAACAAGCAAGGCAAAAAUUAAUUUCAUGAAUGUGUCCUACAGUGACUUGUUUGUGUAUCCACAUGCUUGCCAACUGUUAUACCAUAUAUUAUAGUUCCUUUAUGAACUCACAUAUUCAGUAUUUUCAAUGGGACACCUUUUUUU
Molecule: messenger RNA, 9780 nt
Organism: Zootoca vivipara (common lizard)
Lineage: Eukaryota; Metazoa; Chordata; Lepidosauria; Squamata; Lacertidae
Source: RefSeq, a predicted model, not a curated record